Messenger RNA from Penicillium cataractarum, 1860 nucleotides. RefSeq lists its product as uncharacterized. Gene Ontology annotation, cellular component: membrane. Gene Ontology annotation, molecular function: dipeptide transmembrane transporter activity. NCBI's taxonomy places the organism in Eukaryota, Fungi, Ascomycota, Eurotiomycetes, Eurotiales, Aspergillaceae. Gene Ontology annotation, biological process: oligopeptide transport; transmembrane transport. The record is from RefSeq and is a predicted model, not a curated record. The transcript is spliced from 6 exons. The coding region runs from base 1 to 1860 and encodes 619 amino acids.
AUGAAUGCGUCCGACCCUAUCGAGGUCGCUGAGGUGUCCAAGUCCAAGGCAUUGCAGCACGAUGUCGACGUGAGCGAGAAGCGUCAGGAUCCUAGCCAGGAUCUCACUAUCGAGCCUGCUCCGGUUACCCAAAGCCCCGCCGAGGGUGAAGAUGAGACGCUUCACAAGGUGUAUCCCAGUGAGGAGGACCUGCGGACUUUGCGCCGUGUCUCGGGACAUCUUCACUGGACUAUCUUUACCGUCGCAUUCGUAGAGCUGUGCGAGCGUUUCUCGUACUAUGGAACUACAGCAGUGUUCGUCAACUUCAUUCAGCGCCCUCUCCCCGCAAACUCGACGACCGGUGCUCUUGCAGCCGGUGCUGAUUUCAAUAACGACGUACCUGGAGCUCUGGGCAUGGGACAGCGUGCAUCGACUGGUCUGACAUUGUUCAAUCAAUUCUGGUCCUACGUUAUGCCCUUGGCUGGUGCCUAUGUCGCUGAUCAAUACUGGGGUCGAUUCCGCACCAUCUUUGCAUCCAUCGCGUGUGCCCUCGUGGGUCACGUUAUUCUAAUUGUGUCUGCGAUUCCCUCUGUCAUCGCCAAGCCUGGCGGUUCGAUUGCUUGUUUCUCAAUCGGUCUGAUCAUUAUGGGCGUUGGAACUGGUGGUUUUAAGUCUAAUAUUUCCCCACUGAUUGCGGAGCAAUACCGAGAGGAGAAGCCAAUUAUCAAGGUCCUGAAGAAUGGAGAGCGCGUGAUCGUUGAUCCUGCUGCGACAGUAGCCCGCAUCUAUCUGUACUUCUACCUGAUGGUCAACGUUGGCUCUCUGGUGGGCCAGCUUGCCAUGGUGUAUGCCGAGCGAUACGUUGGAUUCUGGCUGUCUUACCUUCUCCCUACGAUCAUGUUCUGCCUUUGCCCUACAGUUCUGUACUUCUGCCGGAGCAAGUAUCACUUGGUCCCUCCCACGGGCUCGACUUAUGGCCAGGCCUUCCGUCUGUGGUCUUUGGCGAUGAAGGGCCGUUGGUCACUCAACCCCGUCAAUAUGUUCAAAAAGACCUCUCCUGAGCACCAGCAGUGGGACCACGUCAAGCCCAGCACCCUGGGCUCUAGCAAGCCCCAGUGGAUGACUUUCGAUGAUGCUUGGGUAGACGAAGUUCGUCGUGGACUCAAGGCUUGCCAGGUGUUCCUGUGGUAUCCUCUCUACUGGCUGGCAUACAACCAGAUGCUUAACAACCUCACCUCCCAGGCCGCGACCAUGGAGCUCAACGGUGUUCCCAACGAUGUCAUUAACAACUUCAACCCCUUCGCCCUGAUCAUCUUCAUCCCCAUCUUUGACCGCCUCGUUUACCCCGGUCUCCGCCGCAUGGGAUUCAACUUCACCCCACUGAAGCGUAUCACUGCUGGUUUCGCCGUCGCAGGCUCCGGCAUGAUCGUCGCCACCGUCACCCAAUACUACAUCUACAAGCUCGGACCCUGCGGCAAAGACGCCAACCGCUGUCUCGAGGAGGAAGGCAAACACAGCCCGAUCUCCGUCUGGGUGCAAGUCCUGACUUACGUUCUGGGUGGUAUCUCCGAGAUUCUCGCAUCCGUGACCUCGCUCGAGUACGCCUACACCAAGGCCCCCCGCAACAUGCGUUCGCUCGUGCAGGCCGUGGCUCUGUUCAUGAAUGCCAUCUCUGCUGCUAUCGGACAGGCGCUGGUGGGCCUUUCUGCGGAUCCGCUGCUUGUGUGGAAUUAUGCUAUUGUGGCUAUUUUGGCGUUUGUGGGCUGUGUGGGCUUCUGGUUGACAAACUACAAGUUGGAUCAGGAGGAGGAUAAGCUUAAUAUGUUGCCUCAGAGUCAAUAUGAGGGUCGUGGGGAGAAGACGGAUGUGGAGGCCAAGUGA